AUGUGCCUCCUCUUCACUGUGCCCAGCCUGAGAAGCCGCCGCGCCAUCCCCCAGCCCCACUGUUCCUGGGAUGGGGCGUCCAAAAUUGGCGGGGCCGCGGCCCCUCUGGAGCCGGGGGUGACCGUGGCUCUGCUCCUCCCCUCCAGCCCAGAGUUCCUGUGGCUCUGGUUCGGUCUGGCCAAGGCCGGCCUGCGCGUCGCCUUUGUGCCCACCGCCCUGCGCCGCGGCCCCCUGCUGCAUUGCCUCCGGAGCUGCGACGCGCGCGCGCUGGUGCUGGCGCCAGAGUUCCUGGAGUCCCUGGAGCCUGACCUGCCGGCCCUCAGAGCCAUGGGGCUCUGCCUGUGGGCUGCAGGCCCGGUCACCUCGCAGGCUGGAAUCCGAGAUUUGCUGGCCGUAGCCUCCGCUGAAGUGGAUAGACCAGUGCCGGGGUACCUGUCGGCCCCCCGGAACAUCAUGGACACGUGCCUGUACAUCUUCACCUCCGGCACCACGGGCCUUCCCAAGGCUGCUCGCAUCAGCCAUCUGAAGAUCCUGCAGUGCCAGGGCUUCUACCGGCUGUGUGCCGUCCACCAGGAGGACGUGAUCUACCUGGCCCUCCCACUCUACCACAUGUCUGGGUCCCUGUUGGGUAUUGUGGGCUGCCUGGGCAUCGGGGCCACAGUGGUGCUGAAGUCCAAGUUCUCAGCUGGCCAGUUCUGGGAGGACUGCCAGCAGCACCGGGUGACAGUGUUCCAGUACAUCGGGGAGUUGUGCCGAUACCUUGUCAACCAGCCCCCGAGUGAGGCCGAGCGUGGCCAUCAGGUCCGGCUGGCAGUGGGCAGUGGGCUGCGCCCGGACACCUGGGAGCGUUUUUUACGGCGCUUUGGACCGCUGCAGGUGCUGGAGACGUAUGGGAUGACAGAGGGCAACGUGGCUACCUUCAACUACACAGGACAACAGGGCGCCGUGGGACGCGCCUCCUGGCUUUACAAGCGCCUCUUCCCCUUCUCCUUGAUUCGCUAUGAUGUCACCACAGGGGAGCCGGUUCGGGACACCCGGGGGCGCUGUGUGGCCACGUCUCCUGGUGAGCCGGGGCUGCUGGUGGCCCCGGUGAGCCAGCAGUCCCCAUUCCUGGGCUACGCCGGGGGUCCCGAGCUGACCAGAGGAAAGCUGCUGGAGGGUGUCUUCCGCCCUGGGGACGUUUUCUUCAACACUGGGGACCUGCUGCUCUGUGAUGACCAAGGCUUUCUCCGCUUCCACGACCGGACUGGGGACACCUUCAGGUGGAAGGGGGAAAAUGUGGCCACCACCGAGGUGGCGGAGGUCUUAGAGGCCCUAGACUGCCUUCAGGAGGUGAACGUCUACGGAGUCACUGUGUCAGGGCACGAAGGCAAGGCUGGAAUGGCAGCGCUGGUACUGCGGCCCCCCCACCGUUUGGACCUGGCACAGUUCUAUGCCCACGUCUCUGAGAAUCUGCCACCAUAUGCUUGGCCUCGGUUCCUAAGACUCCAGGAGUCUCUGGCCACCACUGAGACCUUCAAGCAGCAGAAGGUCCGCAUGGCAAAGGAGGGCUUUGACCCAAGCUCACUGCCCGACCCACUCUAUGUCCUGGACCAAGCUGCAGGUGCCUACCUGCCCCUCACACCUGCCCGGCACAGUGCCCUGCUGGCCGGGGACCUUCGCAUCUGAAGGCCCCUCAUGUCCCAGGGGCUGUGGAGGGGCCCUGCAGGAGGCCUGGGCACCAGUGACCAUUUCUAUAGGGGAUUUGUACUCAUCAUUUUGUAAUAAAGGGGAUCAGAGCCCAUUUGGCUGUCC
Molecule: messenger RNA, 1794 nt
Organism: Echinops telfairi (small Madagascar hedgehog)
Lineage: Eukaryota; Metazoa; Chordata; Mammalia; Afrosoricida; Tenrecidae
Gene: SLC27A3
Product: solute carrier family 27 member 3
Exons: 11
Coding region: 1-1668 (555 amino acids)
Cellular component (GO): endoplasmic reticulum; mitochondrion
Molecular function (GO): long-chain fatty acid-CoA ligase activity; long-chain fatty acid transmembrane transporter activity
Source: RefSeq, a predicted model, not a curated record